This is a messenger RNA of Fusarium redolens, 861 nucleotides long. RefSeq lists its product as uncharacterized. Bases 1 to 861 code for a protein of 286 amino acids. The record is from RefSeq and is a predicted model, not a curated record. The transcript is spliced from 4 exons. Lineage: Eukaryota; Fungi; Ascomycota; Sordariomycetes; Hypocreales; Nectriaceae.
AUGGAAGCUGCCAAAUCAAGAUCUGCUCUCUGUGCAUCCAAGAUUGUUUCUAGCAAUCCGUUGGAUUCCUUCAGGAGGCUUGCCCAUUUAUUCGUUAGCACUGAGGAUUCCAAGAUACUGAAGGAAAGAUACGAAAAGUUUGCCGGUCUUGAGGGCCCCAUAGGAGCAGACCGCAAUUUCGCGGAUUCUCCUGAGUGGACGGGUCGAAACAAUCCUUCCCAUACAGACUCCCUGUUUAUUAAUACAACUCAGGUUAUAUACUGUGCUCCGGACCUAGGCGAGUAUGAUGAUGGCUUGAACGGACCAAAGAAAUGGGAUAAUGCAAGACAACGUGUUUUGGCAGACAAAAGCGCUCUUGUGUUGAUUCAAAAAGACAUUGCAGCACAGGGAUGGGACGACAAAAAUCUGAAGGUUGAGGCAACCACAAUAACCGCUCCUCCGACACUUCUUACAAGAGAAGAGGCUGCAAGAAUAUCUGACACCAUCACCUUUAACCCCAUCUGGCUAGAGCACAGGAUCCAAGAAGGAGGCUUAUUCUUCAGUGACGAGACCUUUGAGAAGAUGAAGAAAAAGGGUGCCUUGGCUGAGCUCAAGAAGGAAUGGAAGGACGGCAAGAGAGCUACUCCGAUUGACUCUCUGAUUGAGGAUCUGUCAGUCACGCUUCAUCACGAGAUGUUCCACCUUAGCGCAUUCGGCAGUCACAAUGACUUACCCGCCCCCGAUCCGCGUGCGUACUUUUGGAUGAACAACAUCGAGUAUAGAUUCAGAGACAACCCGGAACUCAUGGCGAUCUUAGCACUUAUCUUUGACUUGAAGCAAAACAGAAAGGUUACGGUGAACAAGGAUGGAGAGUUGAAGUAG